AUGGCACAGUGUCCUGUUAACUCCUGUGAAAUAUGUGACAAUUCUAUUGGAAGAAGGUUUUGCAUGGAAUGUGAACAGCUUUUCUGUAAUGAAUGUGAAAUAUCACAUUUAAAAACUAAAUCGUGCGUGAAUCAUGAAUUUAAAGAUAUUGAUAAAGCCAAUCCGGAAGUGAAAACACCUAUUUGUAGACAACAUGGAGAAAAGUAUACUUAUUAUUGCAACACGUGUUCAACAUUAACUUGUAAUAUAUGUUUGCCAACCACACACAAUAAACACGAUUUCUGUCUGAUUGAUGCUGCUGCUUCAAAAACGAGGUCAGUUUUGGAUAGAGAAGUGAAAGUAGCUGUAGACAUAAUCAGGCGAGCUAAAAAGAAAGUAACCUCGUUUCGAUUGAGUCUCAAAAACUUCGAAGAUGAAGUAGACAAUACUAAAACAGAUAUUUCCGAAAGGGUGGCUAUCAUAACAAAAGCCCUUAACGACACUAAAGAUUCCUACUUCAAGUCAAUUGACGAGCAUAAAUCGAAAGAAUCUCGUAAAAUGAAAGAUGAAAUUGAUAAGAUUGAAAACACAAUUGCCAUUGAAAAUGACAUACAGUCACUGCAUCAAAUGAAAAGCUUGAUUGAUGGACAAAAUGAUAUUAUUUUGUUGGAUUUAUUCAGUGACUUUACGAAAACUUUGAAAGAAUUAAGUCUCCUUGAUAUCUUUGACAAAGAAUCAACAGCAAAGGUUCAGUUUGUUCCAGCUGCAACGAAAUCUGGGGCAAUAGAAAAACUUAUUGGAAGUCUUAAAUUGGUAGAAUUUAGUGGCGCCGAAGUAAAACCAAACAUAAAAGUGGGUGAUCGAGUUCGUGUGAAAUCCAAAGUAAAGAAACCGACAUUAGGAUGGGGACCUGGAGUCUCUCAUAAAAGUGUCGGUACAGUCGUUGACAUACCAUCAAAUACCAGUGGGCUGGUACACAUUAAAUUCCCCAGUUACUCUUGCUGGGAAGGCUACCUUAAUGAAAUGGAAUUAGUAUAA
This is a messenger RNA of Mytilus trossulus (common blue mussel), 1017 nucleotides long. Its product is annotated as E3 ubiquitin-protein ligase Trim36-like. Gene Ontology annotation, molecular function: zinc ion binding. The coding region runs from base 1 to 1017 and encodes 338 amino acids. NCBI's taxonomy places the organism in Eukaryota, Metazoa, Mollusca, Bivalvia, Mytilida, Mytilidae. The transcript has a single exon. The record is from RefSeq and is a predicted model, not a curated record.